CCCACUCCUCCCAACUGUGUCAUGCCAUCUCCCGGUGCACGUUAGCACCACCCCCCCAAAACCAAAUACAAAAGGAACCAAUUCAACUGUACAGGCAUGACCAGUACUGUGGUACACGGUUCAAGCUCCGCCGCGAAUCAUGGCGUCGCCGGCGCUUCCUUCCUCGCUCUCUUCCUCGUCCUUUUCCUGUUCUUGGAGACUCCGACAGCCCUUGCGCAGUCCGGCGACUCGCCCGCCACCGACCCCUACAUGGACGCCAAGCUCACUCCUUCCAUGGCCAUCAUUAUUGUGGUGCUUAUAGCCGCGAUGUUUUUCAUGGGAUUCUUCUCGAUCUACAUCCGCCACUGCUCCGAGAACCGCGGCGGCAGCGGGAGCGUGCGCGCGGUGGUCGGCGCCGUGACCGGGCUGUCGCGCCGCGGCGCGCGCGGGCUGGACCCCUCGGUGCUCCAGACGUUCCCGACCUUCGGAUACGAAGAAGUGAAAGGGCUCAAGCUCGGGAAAGGCGCGCUGGAGUGCGCGGUUUGCCUAAACGAGUUCGAGGACAAUGAGACGCUGCGGUUGAUCCCCAAGUGCGAUCACGUUUUCCAUCCCGACUGCAUCGACGCCUGGCUCUCCUCCCACACCACCUGCCCCGUGUGCCGGGCUAACCUCGCCAGCGAGUCCGUGCACGCCGUCGAUGCCGCUCAGCAACCGGACGACGGCGAAGAUCUGCCAUCGGAAACCUCAGAUCCCCAAAAUGAAAUCGCGAUACGAGUGACCGAACCGGCGGAUCUGAACGGAGAUGCGAAUCCAAAUCCACAAUCGCGACCGACUGAAUUGCCCAAUCUCGGCCAACCGGUGCAUCAGAACCGCCCUCCUCGAUCAAAGUCCAUGAAGCCGCGAUUCUUCUCGAGGUUUCCCCGAUCGCACUCGACUGGCCACUCGCUGAUCCAGCCUGGCGAGAACUGCGAGCGCUUCACUUUGAGAUUGCCGGCAGAUGUCAGGAAGCAGCUCAUGAACCGGUCGCUGAAGCGGACCUCCAGUUUGGUCGUGUUUCCGAGGGCAGGUAGUUCGCGGCGGGGUUUCCGAACCGGCGGAGAAGGUAGCAGCAGAGGAAGGUCCUACCGCCGAUUCGAUCGCCUCGACCGGGGUAUGAAAUCCGACCGGUGGAUUUUCUCAAUGGCGCCACCGUUCUUUUCUAGGGCAUCGUCGUUGAAGUCGCCGAAAGUGGCGGCCGAUGGCGAGGGAUCAUCGACUCCACCAAAGCCCUUGAUGGGCUCCGUCAAGGGGCCGUUAAAUUGUCUCAGCACAAAAGCCGAUGACGGCGAAUUGCUCCGGCCAGCGGUUUGAUUCUCAAUUUUGAUUUUCCAAAUUUGUAGAAAAUUUUAAAUUGAUCAUUUUAUAUAUUUUUUUCCCGCAUUGAGCUUUUCUUUUUCUUUCUUUAUAUAACAGAGUUGCCGGUGGAAAAUCGCCGGAAAUUCUUUUUGUUGUAAAGUAUAAAGUAGUAGAAUUGAAUUCCGGCAGAGCUUGACCGGGGUGUCUAUAAAUACAAAGUAUUGUUUUCAAA
This is a messenger RNA of Malania oleifera, 1546 nucleotides long. RefSeq names its product E3 ubiquitin-protein ligase ATL6. Bases 97 to 1329 code for a protein of 410 amino acids. NCBI's taxonomy places the organism in Eukaryota, Viridiplantae, Streptophyta, Magnoliopsida, Santalales, Ximeniaceae. The transcript has a single exon. The record is from RefSeq and is a predicted model, not a curated record.